This is a messenger RNA of Gongylonema pulchrum, 327 nucleotides long. The record is from the annotation of a GenBank genome assembly. NCBI's taxonomy places the organism in Eukaryota, Metazoa, Nematoda, Chromadorea, Rhabditida, Gongylonematidae.
GAAAAAAGGGAGAAACUAAAAGAGAAGAUGAGAAAGCAAAGAGAAAAUCGACAAACCGGAGCUGUUUUGGAUUUAGCAACUGAAGGAGAUUACGGCAACUCAGGCGAUGACUUGUCUUGGUUGCCGGAUCCUGAUAGACCAAAGAAAUAUGACGCUGAGUGGAACGAGAUCGGCGAUGAUACACUGGAUGAUCGUAAGGAGGAUGCUGGUGGUACUGACGAAUACGCAGGUAAUAUAGCUGAAAGGCAAACAACUGCAAGAAGACGAAAAAGGAAGCACAUACGGGAAGAGGAAGAGAAAGCAUUAGCAUUGUUGCAUUUUUCGUGA